UUGUUGAUUCUCAACCCGAAGGCACCUCAAUCCAUUGAACAGUUCAGACAAACAAAAGUUCCUCUCUCCUUAUCAAGUUUUGAAAAUCUCUAAUCCGAGCCCUAUCUGACAGCGGUCAGGUUCAAGAUUCUUACAGGUGUAAAAGAUGAGCAAAAACGGGGACAAACAGGUUGACAAGUGCACAUCGGUGACCAAUUCACUGCUGCCGGAUUCUAGCUCAUGUUCCGGUAGUUCCGGCGAUUGCUGGACCAAAAUCAGCUACAGUCCGUACGGUGGUUCCGGGAAGCGUUCCGAUCCGGUGAAUCAUGACGGGUUGAGUUCACUGUCUUCCGGGUCGUCGUCCUGCCAUGAGGAACCACUGGACGGAAGAUUCGAGAUCGAACUGCUCAGUUCGGAACCGGAAGAUUACGACGAAAGUGGGCAUCUGUUCCACAUGGACAUCAUGAAGAACAGUUUGAGCGAUAUAUCGCUGCAUUCUUCUACUAGGCGAAUCGGGUCGGGGAAGCCAGCGAAAGCUACCCAGAAUUUGUCCUUUUCGCGAGCACGCGUUCGGGAAAUCGAGCGUCACAAUCAAAUCCUGCUUCAAAGGAUCAUGACCAGCAAGCCAACGUUGAAAACGAAGCCCAAAAGUAAUGCAACUCCAAUCAAUACGGUAAAAUGGACAAUAAUUGCUCAAUUUGAAGACAUUCACAGCAAAUCAAACAAUUCCUUUCAGCCUGUCAUGAAUAAUUCGCGAAUAACGAGUGCAGCUGUCAAUCGAAGGAAGAAGCAACGCCAAAUCGAGAUCGAUAAUCAGUUGUUGCGAAAGAAGCUUGAGAAGAUUGAGCGUUCCCGGCGUACCGUGUGGUAACAAAGAAAACUCGAAGCUUAUCUUUUUAAUUUUGAAGAAAGCUAAUUUCUUACUAGAAGUAGAAUGACUACAUAUAGCUUAUAUACAUCAGAAACUUGAGGACUAUCACUGCUCUAUGCGCGCUUUUUUCGGACCAAGUAUGUUGAAAAGUGAAGGCAAAUUUUAUAAAAACAAUCUAAAUUUGAGAGAAGUGAAUAAAACAUGUUGCACAAA
Culex quinquefasciatus (southern house mosquito) is the source of this 1063-nucleotide messenger RNA. Its product is annotated as protein hemingway. The record is from RefSeq and is a predicted model, not a curated record. Gene Ontology annotation, biological process: spermatogenesis. Lineage: Eukaryota; Metazoa; Arthropoda; Insecta; Diptera; Culicidae. The coding region runs from base 146 to 850 and encodes 234 amino acids. The transcript has 3 exons.